Messenger RNA from Geodia barretti, 3276 nucleotides. The record is from the annotation of a GenBank genome assembly. NCBI's taxonomy places the organism in Eukaryota, Metazoa, Porifera, Demospongiae, Tetractinellida, Geodiidae.
AUGGCCGCUGAGAGAUGAAAAACGUUUGGACCCUCUCCGUGUUUCCAACCGUCGAACCAUAGCCUACUGCCUCUGUCCCGGUGGUUGAGCCACCGAGGAAGAGAUCCGAGUGUCGACACGCAGCUUUCUUCCACCACUGCUCGAGAAAUGCGGCCACGAGUCCUACACAUUCUCAGGUGAGAGAGAGCGGCCGCGGGCAUGUAUCGACGUAGGGGCAGAAACGAGUACGACCUGGCCGUCAAGAAGUUUCUGGAGCACGGCCGGGACCCCGGGCGACGGCUCAAGGCGCUGAGACAAGCUGAAGAAAAGGCAGCAGAGGUGACUGAGGUGAAGCAGCUCUAUGAAAAGCAUUCGUCAGUCAUAUUCUUCAUCUUUUACUCCUACUUUGGCUCUCUGGAGUCAGCCAUCUUGGAGAAAGCUAACAGAGGUAGAGGUUACAGUGAGCUACAUCUUAGGGAGCUGAGAGACACGGCCCUGCCUGCAUUAGAGCGAAUUAUUGUGUACCUGCCAGAGUUGAUUCACAAAAGAUUCCAGUACAACUCAAUAUGUUUGAUAAUCAGAAAACUCCUACAUCCAGACAAUGUCUUGAGGCUGCGACAAGAUGGCCUCCGAUUGCUGACUCUGUGGCUCCAGGCUCUCCAGAACAAUGCCGGUGAUGCCAGCAUGCAGCUGUUUGCCUCCGCGGUACCCCACUUCCCUCCUCAGAAGACACCCCUGGGUCUCCCCUCUUUCUCCUCCCCCUCCUCCUCCUCAUCCUCCUCCUCCCUCCACCCCCACCUCUCCACUCACAGUCUGGUGGAGAGAUAUGGAACGUACUCCAGUCGCGACGGAGCUGGUCUCCUCAGCAGACGAGCCUCCAGUGCUUCUGUCAGCGGGUACAGAGAGGUGGUGAAGAUUGCAAGUCUUCAGCCACUGCACAGAUCAACCUACUCUGGUUCCCUGAGUGCUGCUGAUCACGAGGCAGCUCUGCAGCUCAUCAACCACCUCAUGGAGUCUCUCACUCAGCAGGUUGGAAGACUGCACUGGGAGGACAGAGUCCAACAUCUCCACGGAUUUGCCUUCCUCUUCUUCCUCUUCAAGCUGUUCUACCUCGCCUGCCUCUUCAAGAACUUUCGUACGGAGGCCGGGAUCUACGUAAAGCCUGAACCUCCUGAGAUCAAGGUGACAUUUGACUUAAAGGGAAAGUCGCGGACACUGGACGCGCUACGGGAAGAGUCUUCUCUAGAUCAGGGGACACGCCCCUCCCCCACUGAUGCCAUGCUCCCAGCUCCCUCUGGCCACUCCCCCUCGUUGCGAGACAGGAAGAGGCUCCACAGAAGUGGCGGGUAUCGCAUGUCUCAGGUCAUAAAACUAGACUACGAUCUGUCAAACCCUGUGUACAACGAGAUCAAAGGCAUCAUCCUCACCCGAAUACUUUCCUGGCUCCAACCGGGCGAAGCUGUGAGCUAUGCAGUGUCCCAACUGCCUCCCUCCUCGCCACUCCAUCCCCACCCUACCCCAUUCGCCGGGCCCGAUCUAAUCGCCAGAAUGUGGUUCACGUCGCGGGACAACGUCAGUUUGCUGUGCGAGGUGUUCAGACAGGGUUUCCUAGGAGGCGUGGCCCAGCCGGUGCAGGUGAGGAAGGUCGUGGAGCUGUACUGGGGCUGGGUCCAGGGGGCCCUCGGCAGGGAGCUGCCUCCGUUUAUGAUGCCACCGUCUGUGUGGAGAGAGGAGAGCCUCCUGACUGUUUCCAGCAACACUGCUGAAGCUCUCUCCCCCAUCUCCCUACAACCGUGGGAAGUCAUCAUAGGUUACGACGGACACGACUCCAGCGACGUCUCGGCAGGCAGGCAGUGUGGUCUGAGGAUGAUGAUCCACCACACCUCCCUCGUCUUCCUCCUCCCCGAGACCGAGGAGACCCGCGGAGAGCAGCUGGGGCUCUGUCGCAGAAUACUCAGGUUCUACCAGGAACUGGUCAUGACCUGGACCCUCGACCACUCCACGUGGGAGUACCUGCUGGCUGUACUUCUCCACCUGACACUGGAGCUGCUGAGAGGGUACCCACCCCAAGACAAGGACUCCUCGCUGGCUGGGAGCCUUGCUGCCGUGCUCCUCAAGACUCUCCUGGUGUGCUACCUGCGAGCAUCGAUGGUGACAGAGGUCUCGCCUCAACUGUGGGACAGCCUCUCGAACGUUCUGUCUUCCCUCACCCACUGGAAGGAGAUCAUUGAACACUGGAAAUUUGUGCUGGACACAAUGACCCGCAUACUGGCACAGUCGGUCUAUGGACUGGACCUGAAGGACUUACCUCUGCAGAGACUUCUCAAGGAAGAGGGCAUGAUAGGGCGACGGCACCGCCCGCCCUCCGCGGCUCCCCCGGAACUCAGUCCAACCAACUUUAACUCCUUCUCGGACAUCAAGGCCAGUACCAACACCGGUAGUCUUCCACUGGGGAGCCGCUCGGCCGAAGAACGCCGGAGCCAGGCAAUGAGACACAAGUCUCGGACCGUCGACAUCCCGCAGACACCUGACUCUCCGCAGCAGGGGAGGCGGCGCUACGUCUCCAUCCCCGUUGAUGCGGGAGAACUCUUCCCGUUGGCGGUCAAGACGGGAGGUGGGAGUCGGAAGGAGAGGAGCAUAAGUGAGGCGAAGGGCCCUGGAUCUAGUCAGGAUAUCCCGGCACGGCCCUCCUCGAGUGAGGGUCACUACAGAACAAUCCUGGAGGAGGGGGGAGAGGAGGAGGCGAAAGGCAUUCUCUCUCCCCCAAUUUCACUCCCCGGCACUGUGCUGCUGGGAGACACCACUGAGACUAUUGCAAACCUUUCUCCUCCACUGUCUCUCCAGCGCUCCGAGAGAGAAGAUGAGGUUGACUCCUCAAGUGGGACUCAUCAGGAGGGCAGAGUAGAGGAGUCACUCGCGAUUAGCGACGAUCAGACGCGUUCCCCGACACCCGAAGUGCAGAGCCCUGGGCUGACAUUUGAGCGAGGAAGCUCUGUCGAACCUCUGAUUGAGGCCACCACCACCAGCGAGAGGCCGAAAGAGAAAACUCGAAGAUCACUGUUUGGUCGUAACAGAAACAGGUCUGAUAGCUCCCUGGGAGGCAGAGGAGGGGAGGGAAGGUCACGGCGAAAGUCUGCGUCUGCUGCCGCAGCAAAAGUCGACCGGGAUUUGGUGUUUGCGAAUGAGAGCUCGGAAGACCCAGACACUCUGCUAGCAGGAGGGAGAGGGAGGGGCUGUAGAGGGAAGGAGUCCAGUGGAUGUGGUAGAUGGAGGGAAAGGACUGCCUCCUCCAUUUAG